This is a messenger RNA of Lethenteron reissneri (Far Eastern brook lamprey), 2299 nucleotides long. Its product is annotated as polycystin-1-like protein 3. Gene Ontology annotation, molecular function: calcium ion binding; calcium channel activity. Lineage: Eukaryota; Metazoa; Chordata; Hyperoartia; Petromyzontiformes; Petromyzontidae. Gene Ontology annotation, biological process: detection of mechanical stimulus. Gene Ontology annotation, cellular component: membrane. The record is from RefSeq and is a predicted model, not a curated record.
AAUGUGAUUUAGCCAUCAGCUGAUGUGAUUGUGAAGUGUUUUUAUGCUGCUCUAGGUGAGAGACCAGCAAGCAUUCUGGAAGUGGAUGAACACCACGGCGCUCCCUAACCUUUACCCUGAAGUAAAAAGCAAAUCUGCAAGGGAUGCUGGGAUUGCUUUCUUGCCAGCUCUGGGCAGCUACCGCAUUGGGCCAGUGCGGCUGUGGCAGUUCAGGAAAGUCAACGAGAAAGACUCCUGCCAGUUCAUGGACAGCGCUGGUAACUGUUUCAGGCCAAAUCUGCGACUUUACCAGGACAGUGGAAGCUACAGUAAGGGGUGGCAAGAGCUCAACAGCAAUGCGUCCUACAUUCAUCAGCCGGAGGAUAGCUUCUGGAUCGUCCAACAAGUGCAGUGGAAGAAUGCACCUAAUAAAAUAGGGGAGCUGCACACGUUUUUUGGAGGAGGCUACGUGGCUGAUCUGGGAGUGAUGGUCAAUGAGGCGAGUGGCAACGCGAACUACCUCGAGCAGAACUCAUGGCUGGAUGCCUGUACCAUGGGGAUCUUUGUGCAGUUCACAGUCUACAACGCAAACGUCAACUUGUUCUGCUUCAUGGAGGUUCUUCUCGAGUCUCUGUCAAUGGAUAUGUUUCAAGCGUCGUCAAACGUGAAGGUUUUUCAGCUGUUUGAAAACAAAACAUCGCUCGUCAUUUUGAAGAUCGUGGCGUACACUCUUUACUUGAUCACGACCCUGUACUGCGUCGUACGGGUCAUCUCCGGCAUGGCCAAGGAGAAGGUCGCGUACCUCAAGGACACCGCAAACUUGGCUGAAACGGCAAACAUCGUCCUGAGGAUUGGGGCGGUUGUCCUCUUUUAUCACCAAAAUGGCGUCGCAUCGGUAACUCUGGCAGCCCUGACAAACAAUCCAGCUGCCUUCGUGGACCUGUCAGGGCCCGCAUCGCUCGACGAGCUGUCCACGCAGUUCCUCGGGUUCCUCACCUUCGUGGCGCUGCUGCAGAUCAUCCCGCUGCUGCGCUUCAACAGCACCAUGAACACGGCGGUGAACUCGGUGGCAUGCUGCACAUGCAAGCUCCGUGGCGUUGCCUUCGUCUUCCUCGUCUCGCUCAUCGGCUACGGCCUCGUCUUCUGGAAAGUUCUCGACGGGACCGCUGGUGCACACAGGUCGUUCGGCAGGAGCAUUGGGUUGCUGCUCGCCACGAUGUUCAGAGCUCCAGUCUUUGGCAAGUUGUACACGGGUGGUGGUGCUACGGCCGUCAUCCUCCACCUCACCUUCAUGGUGAUGUUUGUGGUCCUCCUCCUCAACGCGCUCAUGGUCGUCGUUGGGGAGGCGUUCCAUCACCGCACAAAGGAAAAUUCGGCCCUGGGAAAUCGAGUCUCAGUGGUCUUCUGGAAGGGUCUGAAUCCCAUCAUCACGUUUAGCAAGCGCAUGUUGUCCAAGCUAAAUGCGUUUGGGUGGAAACACAAGAAGCAAAUUUAACCAGAAUUUCUUUUAUCAACUGCAUUUUUAAUAUAAAUUGUUUUAAUGUCUCGAAUAAAACCUUCUUAAGGACCCUCGUGAAAAAGUCUUGAGACCCAGUGAAGCUUUCCUGAGCAAUUAUAUUGUUGUUGAUUAUGAACUGAUCUUACUGAAACAAAUAUAUUUUCCUGGUUAAAUAAAUAAAUCCGGAGGCCAACAAUUGCAGAUUAUUUAUAACAAACACAAUUUAACUGGUAUUGGUUAAACAUCCCAAUGCUGAAAAGUAACUGCAUAAUACUCAAUUGGGAUCACACUUAGCAAGAUCACCCCCAGCUGUGAAAAACCUGCCGAGGGAAUGGGUUCGAUCGUGUGGAUUUGAGGACUCCACACAUGGUUCUAAAAUAUACAUAUAAAACUUGGCAAGAUCUUCCUGAAAGGUCCGCACAGGCACAUUGAUCUACCCACUUGCUGUAUUGCCAUUUGCUCCCCACCUCAAAGCCAAGUGGGUUUGGUAGUUUCUCAUAUAUUGCAUGAUCCACUCCACCCUUUAAUAACCCACCGAGCCUUGUCUCCAGAAGGACUGGGUAACAGUGGGCACCACAUCAUCAAUACAGCUGCUGCUGCUGCUGAUGCACUUGGGUUCCAUUCCUGGCCGUUUUGAAUGUUACCAGCGGUGAAGUCUAUGUGAACCUACUUCAUAAUUGCACCGUAUCGAUGUUCUGUAAGGCAUUAAACUAGAACUGUAUAUCUCAAGGUAUGUUUGUUGACCUGGUUUAAUACGUGUGUGUGGUGUAUAAUUUGGAUUGUUAUUUUUUUUAUCCAAAGAAACGUUUUGUUCCGAUGGUG